UAUCCUGAUGGAGUCGUCAGCAAGGGGCAUUGACUUGGACAAAGUGGUUGAGGAGUUUAAUUCUUGGCAGAGGCUGCAUGAAAGGCUUGUCCAAGAAAAAGAAGGGCUUCAGAAUGAAGUCAGUCUGCUGCAAAGAGAGUAUGAAGCAUCAAAAGAGAGACACACACAGACAAUGGAAGAUUUCAAGCAAACGCAAGAGAUGGUUACCAAGCUUCAAAAUAUGCUCAAACUGAAGUGCAAUCUUGAAGAUGAGAACCAAGAACUGAAGGACAAAGUGACAAAUGUUAUAGAUGAGCUUGCCAUUACAAGAGAGGAACACAAACUAGCCAUGAGCCAGUCUGACGAGAAGAUGGAUGAACUGUAUAAAACUCACAGGCAGGAAAUAGAGGAUCUCUUGGAAACUACUACAGCAGAGAGAGAGAAGGAGGUUGGGAUAUUAAAGGAGAGUUUACAUGCUAAGAUGAAUGAGGUUAGUAAGCUUCACAAGCAGUUAGCUGAACUGGAGAGAGAGAAACAUACUGAAGUUACAAGGGUUAGGCUUGAGUAUGAUGCUAAGCUGUUGAAACUGCAAAAAGAAAUCACACGAGCCCAACAACAGAGCUCAAAGACUGCUAACAGGGGUAGUGAUAUAUACAGACAGAAACUGAUGAACGCAAAAGCAGAGUCCGACCAGCAGAUUUCAUCCCUCAAGAGAACCAUAUCAGACCUUCAGAGGAGACUUGAUGUGCAAACAGGAGGCACUUAUGGACCAAAGAGAAAGUUCUAAGCUCAGAGAACCAUCUCCAAUACUGCACAUGCAUGUGUGAUAUUAAUGGGAGGCACAAAUGUAAAAGACCUAGCAGAAAGUUUUGAGAAUGGGGAGGUGACUCCCUGGUGCACCUAUGUACAAAGAAAUGAGAAAACAUUCUGAGCUAAGGGAACCUGCUCCCAAAGGCACCAACAUGUAUCCACGGACAUGGGAGAAAGUUUUGAGCUCAGGAAAGUUGCUCCCAUACGUGUAUGAUGUAAACUACAGGCAUCUACGGACCUGAGAGAAAGUUCUUCUAAAGAAAGCUGGCUCCAUAUCAGUUCCAUAUACCUACCAUGUCUACAUCUACAUGUAUGCAAGUAUGAGCUGAAUAGUAUGCACAUUUAGUAUGGAGCUUUUUUAGAGAAAGUUUUGAACUUGGGGAAGUCACUCCAUUUACUCGGGUAAAUGCAUGCAUGUAUGAUAUAAAUGACAGGCAUUUAUAUGGACCCAAGAGGAAAUUCUGAGCUCAGACAACCAGCUUCCUCACGUACUGUACAUGCACGUCUGAAACUGUAGACGCCGAUGUACGGGAAGUUGUUUUUUCAUGUUUAUUUAAUAUGAAUAAUAGCACAUUUUAAACCCAUGAAGUUCUGUCUUGCUUUUUGUGUUUGUUUCAUUGACUGAAAUCG
Molecule: messenger RNA, 1419 nt
Organism: Lytechinus pictus (painted urchin)
Lineage: Eukaryota; Metazoa; Echinodermata; Echinoidea; Temnopleuroida; Toxopneustidae
Product: coiled-coil domain-containing protein 152-like
Exons: 8
Coding region: 8-766 (252 amino acids)
Source: RefSeq, a predicted model, not a curated record